This is a messenger RNA of Galleria mellonella (greater wax moth), 2252 nucleotides long. Its product is annotated as monocarboxylate transporter 7-like. The record is from RefSeq and is a predicted model, not a curated record. The transcript has 8 exons. Gene Ontology annotation, molecular function: monocarboxylic acid transmembrane transporter activity. Lineage: Eukaryota; Metazoa; Arthropoda; Insecta; Lepidoptera; Pyralidae. Bases 108 to 1475 code for a protein of 455 amino acids. Gene Ontology annotation, biological process: transmembrane transport; monocarboxylic acid transport.
ACUUUUUAACCACUUAAAUCUAUCCUUUGCCGACUCAUCUGGCUGCGCUCACGACUCAGUUCAGUUCAGUUACAGAAAUAAGUUCGUUCGAACCACACGUGCUGAAAAUGGAUAAUGAAGUUCGUGAAACAGUGAAAAGUGUUAGUAAAAAUCAAACUAAAAAUGAUAAUUGGGGAUAUAUGGUUUGUUUUGGAACAAUAAUUACAUUUAUUGCAGGCAUAGGCCAUGUAAAUUCCACAGGAUUAAUAUAUAAUGACUUCAUUAUUGCAACACAAUCGACCACCAAGUCCUUAACAAUAGCACAUGGUGUGUUUGCUUUAAUGCUUGCCUUUGGAGGUAUAAUACUAAAUUCGAUAUCCAAAAAGUAUUCUCUGCGAUUUGGAGGUUUUAUUGGUGCUUUCAUAUUAUCAGUUGGAUCUUUUUCAACAAUUUUUAUUAGAAACACAAAUGAGUUGCCUUUGACAUAUGGAGUACUUCAGGGCAUUGGAUUUGGAAUAUUGACACCAGUAUGCUAUUCGAUGUUAAAUUAUUAUUAUAAAGACAAUGCAAGAACGACAGCAAUGAGCAUAUGUAAAGGUGUUCAAGGAGUAUUCUUGAUGUGGUAUCCACAAAUUAUAAAGAACUUUAUGUCGUGGUAUGGCUUCAGAGGAACUCUGUUGAUAAUAAGCGGAAUAACUUUUCAUACGUUUCCUGCAAUGAUCACCAUGACAACAAAUGAAAGAAGAUCAUCUAAGAAAACAAAAACAACAAAUAAUGUAGAAUAUGGGAAAAGAGAAGAUGAAAAUGUUGAUUUGUUAAAUCGUAAUAACAAUAGCACAGAAGUGACUUAUAAAACUACUAGUACAAAUGAGGGGAAUAUCGUUAAGAAAAUUGGUUCAAUACUGUUGGAUGUUUUUCAUUUAAAAGUAUUAAAGGACCCGGUAUACUGUAAUAUUUGCAUUGGCCAAAGUUUCUGCAACUUUUCGGAUGUUACAUUCUUCGUUCUACAGCCAAUGCUAUUUUUACAGUAUGGUUUUGACAAAACGGAAGCAGCGACUUGCAUAUCAAUAUGCGCCGGGGCUGAUGUUGCAGGACGGUUUGUGUUAGCGUUUAUAAGUACUCAAACUAAGAUUAAUACGAGAUUAUUGUAUUAUUUUACUAUUCUUUUAACUGUCUUCUUUAGAACAGUGAUUCUCCAUGUCAACCAGUUCCUCUGGCUGGCUAUUGUGACUGGUAUACUGGGAUUACUGCGAGCGGGACUACAUGUGGCCAGUCCUUUGGUGAUAUCCAAUCACGUUGCCCAUGAAGACUUGCCUGGCGCUUACGCAGUCUUCUUGCUCACUGUUGGUCUGGUCAACGUGGCGAUUGCUCCAAUUAUUGGUAUAUUAAAGGAUGAAUACCAGAACUUCAUACCUGCUUUCUACGCCUUAGUAUUAUGCUGUCUUCCUUGCCUCAUAUUGUGGCCUAUCGAAUAUAUACUAAGAUAUAAGAAGUGACUAAUAUUAAUUGAUAUACAUUAGAGAAAGUCAACGACUUUAAAUGUAUAAAAAGGAAUUUGAUUCCAAUUUAUACGGGUGAUUAUUUUUAUAUAUUAAAUUGUUGUCUGCGUUUAUUGCAUAAAAAAAUCACUGUACAAUAAAAUUUUAUCUUCGAUAAAUUAUUUAAAAACAGUAUUAUAUAUAAGAAAUUGUACAUAAGUAAUAUAUUUUCUUACAAUAAAAUUAUUUAGAGACAAUUUUUUUUUCUAAUAAGGUUUUUUAUUCAUUAGAAAUAUUUUCAAUGUAUAAUAAUUACUAUUAUACAUUGAAAAUAUACUCAUAAAAAUUACAAAAUUUAUACAACAUUAGACCCAUAAUAGUAGUAAACUCUACCGAUUAAAAAAGAAUAAUCAAAAUCGUUUAGAAUUUUACCAAAAUUAGUGGGAGAUUAAUUUAGAAGUGAUUGUAAGAUAAUCACUGAAAGUGCUAUAGAAUUGAUUAAGUCGUUACGCACAAUAUAACUGCUAAAUUGAAAACCUCCUCUUUUUGUAGUAGGUUAAAAAUUUAACUAACAUGUCGUUUAUUCGUAGAUAUCUCUGUUAUUAAUUAAAAAGAUGAUAUAAAGAUAGAUGGAAGCAAAAUUCAGACGAAACAUUCAAAUUAAGAGACGAUGUGAAGUAAAGUAUACAUCAAAUUAAAAUGUCGUUUCAAAAAAAUUCGGGGUCAUCCCGAGAGUAAUCCCAUGAUUAAGAAAAUAAUUAAAAUCGGUUUUAUAUAUAUAUAUAUAUAUAUAUA